Messenger RNA from Ramularia collo-cygni, 930 nucleotides. Its product is annotated as related to histidinol-phosphatase. The coding region runs from base 1 to 930 and encodes 309 amino acids. The record is from RefSeq and is a predicted model, not a curated record. Gene Ontology annotation, molecular function: histidinol-phosphatase activity. Gene Ontology annotation, cellular component: cytoplasm. Gene Ontology annotation, biological process: L-histidine biosynthetic process. NCBI's taxonomy places the organism in Eukaryota, Fungi, Ascomycota, Dothideomycetes, Mycosphaerellales, Mycosphaerellaceae. The transcript is spliced from 2 exons.
AUGCCCUUCUCCCACCACUCCCACUCUGGUCAAUUCUGCGGCCAUGCAACCAGCACUCUCGAACAAGUCGUCCAACAUGCAAUCGCCAAAAGGAUGACCACCUUCUGUCUAACAGAACACAUCCCUCGCGAGGAAAUCGAUUUCUACCCCGAAGAAUCUUCAUUCCACACCCAAGAAACUCUAACACAACUCUUCGACGACUUCUAUCACGAAGCCCGGCGUCUUCAAAAACUCUACGCAAAUCAAAUUCAACUUCUUGUGGGAUUCGAAAGCGAAUGGAUCCGUCCUUCCUCUUUGAACAUCAUCCAAGAUAUUUUGAAGAAAUACCCCGUGGAUCUCUUCGUGGGAAGUGUCCAUCACGUCCACACCAUCCCCAUAGACUACGACACUCCYCUGUAUCACUCCGCACGAACCAUUGCAGGCGGGACAGACGAGCAAAUCUAUGCCGAUUAUUUCGAUUCUCAGUACGAAAUGUUGCAAGCGCUGAAACCUCCCGUGGUGGGACACUUUGAUCUUAUACGAUUGAAAGGCGAUGAACCGGACAGAAGUUUCAGAACUUGGCCGAAAAUCUGGGGGAAGAUUGAGAGAAACUUGAAGUUUGUGGCUAGUUAUGGUGGGGUGUUGGAGUUGAAUACGAGUAGUUUGAGAAAGGGCAUGAGUGAAGCGUAUCCGCAGAGUGAGAUUUGCAUCGAAUUCAAAGACAUGGGAGGACGUUUCACCUUAUCAGACGACAGUCAUGGCAUAGAGCAUGUCGCUCUAAACUACAAACGAGCUUGGGAGAAUAACGUCCUGCGAGCUGGAUUGCCGGAACUGGUCUGUUUGGCGCCUACGGCGGAUAAGACGAAAGUUCAUGAUGAUCGAUUUCCUGGAGUUUGCUGGGAGAGUUUCCCCGUGGCUGAUCUCGCGGAACACGCGUUCUUCCAGACAUGA